Molecule: messenger RNA, 1581 nt
Organism: Drosophila takahashii
Lineage: Eukaryota; Metazoa; Arthropoda; Insecta; Diptera; Drosophilidae
Gene: scramb2
Product: scramblase 2
Biological process (GO): plasma membrane phospholipid scrambling
Cellular component (GO): plasma membrane
Molecular function (GO): phospholipid scramblase activity
Source: RefSeq, a predicted model, not a curated record
GUUCGCGCAACGGCCCUACAAAGUUUAGUGUUUUUUUUUAGCAUUUCGAACUGUUCCAGAAUCCGAUCCGGGAAAUAAUUGCGCAAAACGAUGAUGCAGAUGAGCGAGUACAAGGUGGUGCCGCAGAACGCGCCGCAGGAUGACACGGUGGUCCGCCAGCCGCAGGCGGUGAAUCCCGGAAACAAUGCCAACGGCGGAGGAGCUGAGAACUGGAUGUCGAUACCCGUGGGCAUGCCCAACUGCCCGCAGGGCCUCGAGUACUUGACCGCCCUGGACCAGCUGCUCGUGUCGCAGAAGAUCGAGAAACUGGAGCUGAUCACCGGCUUCGAGACGAAGAAUCGCUUCAAGGUGAAGAAUUCCCUAGGGCAGAACGUUUAUUUCGCCUACGAGGAGAGCGAUUGCUGCACCCGCAACAUGCUCGGCCGCUCGCGUCCCUUCGAAAUGAAGAUCCUGGACAAUUUCCAGAACGAGGUGCUCCACCUGUACCGGCCAUUCAAAUGCGACAUACUCUGCUGCUUCCCCAGCUGCAUGAACGCCGUGGAGGUGUCAGCGCCACCGGGCCAGGUGAUCGGGAGCGUGGAGCAGGUCUGCACCUUCCUGCGGCCCAAGUUCAACAUCAAGAACACCUUCGGCGACGUUGUCCUGCAAAUCGAGGGACCCCUGUGCCCCUGCAAAUGCUUCAGCGAUACCAACUUCAAGGUAUUGAGUGCCAAUAACGAGGAGAUCGGCAAAAUAAGCAAACAAUGGUCUGGAUUGGGAAGGGAGCUGUUCACCGAUGCGGAUUACUUCAGCGUCACCUUCCCCCUGAAUCUGGAUGUUCGCAUGAAGGCACUGGUAUUCGCAGCGCUCUUUUUGAUCGACGCGGUUUACUACGAGCAAUAAGCUGAUGCACCAAUCGAAUGGAAAAUCGACAAACACUCAGACAUUAUUAUUAUUAUCGCCGACUGCUUUUUGGUUCGACGUGCUGCAUCGUCAUAGCUCUAAGAUUUUUUUAACCCCUUAUUUAAUCAACGUUUCCGGGAAUCAGAAAUGUGCAACGCUUUGAUCGAUUUGGAAUGAAUCUCCGCAAGCAACAGGAAUCUCGCCGCACAACUUUCAUCCAAACUGCAGUUGCACCUGGGUUUUGGCAUUUAAAACACAAAGCGCACAACAAUGUAGCACAUACAGACUAAACACGAGAAGGAAAAGAAACAAAUAAGAUAAACAGACGAGAACGAGUGCCUUAUGACGUCCUAGUUGUUAUUGUCGUCGCCCCGCCCCCGUUUCCCCGAUUUAUAUACCUCGACAUACUACUUAGCUUUGUUGUACCCAAAGGUCGGAGCACAGGAUUACUUAACUGCAACCAUGGCGUACCUAACUAAUUUACUAUUACCUAUUACCUAUGACAAAUGUUCAUAUAUUUUUGUAUGAAACAACUAAUCGCAAUCGAAUUGUUAAUCAUUAUGUGUGGCCCCAAAAGGCAACUCUCGUUCUCUUGUGGCGCCACGAAAUUUAAAUCACUUAUACAUUGUACUUCAUCAAUUUAUUUAUCUCUCAGUUAUGCUGUAAAAUAAACAAAAUAUAUAUUUUUUACAAAACAAA